Messenger RNA from Pipistrellus nathusii (Nathusius's pipistrelle), 1350 nucleotides. The record is from the annotation of a GenBank genome assembly. NCBI's taxonomy places the organism in Eukaryota, Metazoa, Chordata, Mammalia, Chiroptera, Vespertilionidae.
AUGGGGCGGAAGAAAAUACAAAUCACGCGCAUAAUGGAUGAAAGGAACCGACAGGUCACCUUCACGAAGAGGAAGUUCGGGCUGAUGAAGAAGGCCUACGAGCUCAGCGUGCUGUGCGACUGCGAGAUCGCGCUCAUCAUCUUCAACAGCUCCAACAAGCUGUUCCAGUACGCCAGCACGGACAUGGACAAGGUGCUGCUCAAGUACACGGAGUACAACGAGCCGCACGAGAGCCGCACCAACUCCGACAUCGUCGAGACGUUAAGAAAGAAAGGCCUUAAUGGUUGUGAGAGCCCUGAUGCUGACGAUUACUUUGAGCACAGUCCACUCUCGGAGGACAGAUUCAGCAAACUAACUGAAGAGAGUGAUUUUAUUUUCAAGCGAGGCCCUCCCGCGCUGCCGCCUCAGAACUUCUCCAUGUCCGUCACCGUCCCCGUGAGCAGCCCCAACGCCCUGUCCUACCCCAGCCCCGGGAGCUCCCUGGUGUCCCCGGCCGUGGCGGCCGGCUCGGCGCUGGCAGACUCGGGCAUGCUCUCGCCGCCGCAGGCCGCGCUGCACCGGACCGUGUCCCCCGGCGCCCCGCAGCGGCCGCCCAGCACCGGCAGUGCGGGUGGGAUGCUGAGCUCGGCGGACCUCACGGUGCCCAAUGGAGCUGGGAGCAGCCCCGUCGGUGGCGGCAGCCUGGGCAUGAACAGCCGGAAGCCGGACCUGCGCGUUGUCAUCCCUCCGUCCAGCAAGGGCAUGAUGCCCCCCCUGAGCGCGCAGCGGAUCGGCAGCUCGCAGGCCUCCCAGCCCCUCGCCACCCCCGUGGUGUCCGUGACGACGCCCAGCCUGCCCCCGCAGGGGCUCGUGUACUCGGCCAUGCCCACCGCCUACAACACGGACUACUCGCUGACCAGCGCGGACCUGUCGGCCCUGCAGGGCUUCAACUCGCCGGGCAUGCUGUCCCUGGGCCCCGUGUCCGCCUGGCAGCAGCACCACCUGGGCCCGGCCGCCCUCAGCUCCCUGGUGUCCGGCGCGCAGCUCUCUCAGGGUUCCAGCCUCUCCGUCACCAACCAGAACGUCAGCAUCAAGUCGGAGCCUGUCUCGCCGCCUCGGGACCGCGUGACGCCCUCGGGCUUCCAGCAGCAGCCGCCGCCGCCCGCCCAGCCCCCCGCGCAGCCCCGGCAGGAAGUGGGGCGCUCCCCCGUGGACAGCCUGAGCAGCUCCAGCAGCUCCUACGACGGCAGCGACCGGGAGGACCCGCGGGGGGACUUCCUCUCCCCGGUGGCGCUGGGCCGGCCCCCCAACCCCGAGGACAGAGAGAGCCCGUCCGGGAAGCGCAUGCGCAUGGACACGUGGGUGACCUAG